GUUACCCCUUUCCUUCCGCCAGCCAGAUACGCGAAGUUCUGACUCUGUAAUGAUAGCAACAUAAUCUUGCAAUAUCGCUGCUAAAGAUGGACGACUUGCAAGAUGUCACAGUGACAACAGCCGCGCAACAAGCAGCCCCGGGCGUUUCAUCUGUUGACCUCGUCAUUUUGAAGUUUGCAAAAUUUCUGUUAUGGGGCGUCAGCUUGUUCGCUGCCACCAAGUUGGCCGAGUGGUUCUUCCAAAACAAGCUGAAGGCCGCCACCCCGGCCGCGAUCUCCUCCAGCCAAGCAGCCGCAUCAACAGCUGCAGCCUCGGGAUCUGCGGCAAAGGCGGAGGAGAAGCAGCCGGAAUUUGAUGAGGCCAAGAACAAGAAGGAGGUGGAGGCGGUGCUGGCCCGGGCGCAGGCGCAGGCAGCAAAGGGCGGCGAGGGCAAGUUGACUCUGGAGCACAUGGUGCUGGCGCUGGCGGAGAACCCCAGGUUCGGCGAGAUCCUGUCUUGCGCGGAGGGCCUCACGGAGGAUGACCUGCGCAAGGCCGUGAAGAAGAGCCGCGUCAUGUACAACCACGGCGAGGCGGGCAUGGAGAUCAGCGAGCCCACGCCCACGGCUCUGUCCCGCUACGGCCGCGACCUGACCGCGCUGGCCCGCGCCCGCCAGCUGGACCCGCUCAUCGGCCGCACCGACGAGCUGCGCAAGCUGUUCAACGUGCUGUGCCGGCGCACCAAGAACAACCCGGUGGUGCUGGGCGAGAGCGGCGUGGGCAAGACGGCGCUGGUGGAGGGGCUGGCGCAGCGCAUCGCAGCCGGCGACUGCCCGCCCGCGCUCAAGGGUGCGGCCAUCAUCGCUCUCGACCUGGGCAUGCUGAUGGCGGGCGCCACGUUCCCCGGCGAGUUCGAGCAGCGCAUGUCCGCCGUGCUCAAGGAGCUGUCCGACCUGCCCAAGGGGCCGCCGCCGCCGCUGCCCGGCGCUCCGCUGCUGUCGCCGCCCUCCGAGCCGCCGCCCAGCAGCUGCAUCCUGUUCAUUGACGACAUACACAACGUCACUGGGCCCAACGCGCAGCAGGGCGGCGGCGUGAAUGACGCCUCCAUGCUGCUCAAGCCGCUGCUGGCUCGCGGCGAGCUGCGCUGCAUCGGCGCCACCACGCCCGACAAGUUCCGGCGCUUCAUCGAGAAGGACCCCGCCCUGGAGCGCCGCUUUCAGCAGCUGCACAUCGCUCAGCCCACGCCGCCCGAGGCCAUCUCCAUCCUGCGCGGCCUGCGGGCUCGCUACGAGAAGCACCACGCGCUGCGCAUCACGGACGCGGCGCUGGUGGCGGCAGUGGAGCUGUCGCACCGCUACACCGCAGACCGCUUCCUGCCGGACAAGGCCAUCGACCUGGUGGAUGAGGCGGCAGCGAGAGUGAAGCUGGACCUGGACCAGCGGCCUGCGGUCCUGGACCGCAUCAUCCGCCGCAUCGGCCAGCUGGAGGCGGAGCGCAAGCUGCUGCGGAGGAGCGCAACAGCAGCAGCCUUCGGCGGGUCUACGCGCUGGAGCUGGCCGCUGGACUUCACGGACAUCGGUGUGGACCGGCGCGACGCGCUGCGGCUGACGGAGCUGGAGGCGGAGCUGGGCGCACUGCGGCGGCAGCGCGACGACAUGACCGCGGCGGUGGACGUGCAGCAGAGCGAGGCUCGCGAGCUGGUGCGUGUGACGGGCGAGCUGGAGGCGCUGCAUGAGGAGCUGGAGGCGGAGGAGGCGGGCCGCAGCGAGGCGGCGCUGGCGGAGGGCGCGGACCGGCCCAAGACCGACAAGGAGCGCAUCGCUGCCGACCGCGAGCGCACCCGGCGGCGUGAGGAACUGCUGGCCAAACUGCAGGCGGCGCAGGCGUCGGCUCGCCUGAAGCGCGAGGCGGCCGAGACCGCCAGCAAGCGCGGCACCUGGGCGUCAUGGGGGGGCAGCGGCGGAAGAGAGGUGACAGAGGCUGACGUGGCCUCGGUCAUCAGCGGCUGGACCGGCAUCCCGCUCACCAAGCUGGUGGCCAGCGAGCGAGACAGCCUGCUCAAGCUGGGCGACGAGCUGCACAGGCGCAUCAUCGGGCAGGAGGAGGCGGUGAGCGCUGUGGCGGACGCCAUCCACCGCAGCCGGGCCGGGCUCAAGGACCCCAACGGCCCCAUCGCCUCCUUCCUGUUCCUGGGGCCCACCGGUGUGGGCAAGACGGAGCUGGCCAAGGCGCUGGCGGCGCAGCUGUUCAACGCCGAGGAUGCCAUGGUGCGGCUGGACAUGUCGGAGUACAUGGAGAAGCACGCCGUGUCCAAACUCAUUGGCGCGCCGCCGGGCUACGUGGGCUUUGACGAGGGCGGCCAGCUGACCGAGGCGGUGCGGCGGCGGCCGUACACCGUGGUGCUGUUCGACGAGGUGGAGAAGGCGCACGUGGACGUGUUCAACCUGCUGCUGCAGCUGCUGGACGACGGCCGCCUCAGCGACUCGCAGGGCCGCACGGUGUCCUUCAAGCACACCAUCAUCAUCAUGACCUCCAACCUGGGCUCCAGCGAGAUCUACAAGGCCACCGCCGGCCGCGCCCGCACCCAGCUGGCCGCCACGCCCCUCGCCGCCGACAGCAACAUCCGCGACCUGGUCAUGGACCAGGUUCGGCGCCACUUCCCGCCCGAGUUCCUGAACCGCGUGGACGAGUUCAUCAUCUUCGAGCCCCUCACGGCCGUGCAGAUCCGCUCUGUGGUGGCUCUGCGGCUGCGCGGGCUGGUGUCGCGGCUGGCGGAGAAGAAGGUCCGGCUGGUGCUGGCGGACAGCGCCAUGGACCACCUGGCGGCCAAGGGCUUCGACCCCAUCUUUGGCGCUCGCCCCGUCAAACGCGCCAUCCAGCGCGAGCUGGAGACGCCGCUGGCCCAGGCGCUGCUGCGCGGCGACUUCGAGGAGGACGACAGCAUCUUUGUGUGUGCGCCCGCCGGCGAGACCGAGCUUGACUUCCGCCGCGUGCGACCCGGAGAGGAGCUGCCCUGCGUGUCAGACACGCCGCACGCGCCCACCGCCGCUACCGCCGCCGCCGCCACAGCCGCCACAGCCACACCCGCCGAUUCCUCCUCCUCCUCGGCGCCUGCCGCUCCCGCGGCCCCUGCCGAGACCAACGCCGCCGCCGCCGCCGCCGCGCCCAACGGUUCCGGACCCAAAGCCUCCACCGGCAAAGGCGGCGGCCCGUCUCUGCCUCCGCGCGGCGGCAAGGCGGCGGCGCGGGAGCGGUUCGACCCCACGCGUGUGCUGAGCGAGAAGCACGCGGCGGGCGAGGACAUCACGCGCGACGGCUCCGAGGCCAACCGCGACGACUUCUCGCUGCCCACCUCCGCCAACUGAUUGCUGAACUGUGGUUGCGUGCGAUGUCGUUGGGGUGAAGGGGUGGAGGCGGGGCCUGGUUGUGGCCAGGGCUGGCGGAAGGGUUGGCUGUGGGAUGUGGAGUGUGGGGGUGGCGGCGCGGUUAUGGGUGCUGGGGGAGUGUUAAAAAACGAAACGAAAGCCCGCCCAGCGACGCGAGCUGGGGGAGCGUGUGCGUGCCGUGGUGGUGGCAGGGGCGCUGGAGUGGGCGGGGGUGUUUCAGGUGUAGCUGUCGUCAUUACGUGGUGCUUUCCCACAGGAUCAGCCUAGCAGAAGCGUCCUGCGUCCGGCUGGGCGCGAGGGCACGAGGCGGCUGAGUGGAGGGCGGCGAUGCCCGUGUAACGUACGGUUCGU
Messenger RNA from Chlamydomonas reinhardtii, 3716 nucleotides. RefSeq lists its product as uncharacterized. Bases 87 to 3344 code for a protein of 1085 amino acids. Gene Ontology annotation, molecular function: ATP hydrolysis activity; ATP binding. The record is from RefSeq and is a predicted model, not a curated record. The transcript is spliced from 27 exons. Gene Ontology annotation, cellular component: cytoplasm. Gene Ontology annotation, biological process: cellular response to heat. Lineage: Eukaryota; Viridiplantae; Chlorophyta; Chlorophyceae; Chlamydomonadales; Chlamydomonadaceae.